CGGACAUACUCGUACUCCGAGCCCCAGCUGUACAGCCAGAACAGUGGAGGGAGCUACUUUGACACGCAGGGAAGCUCAUCCGAGGUGUCCACGGUGGUGUUGUCCAAUGGCAUGGCCAACAAUGGAGGGGGGAACGGGGGUCUGACCAUGGGUCUGGCCGGGGGGCAGAUCAUCAGCAGCUCUGGAGCCUACCUCAUCGGGGGCAACUCCAUGGACAACUCUGCCCCCCACCCAGCCACCCAGACUACCCGAGCCUCCCCGUCCACUGUGAGUGUACGGCCCCCCUUUACUUACUCUUCUUGUCCUGUCUGUCCUGUAAGUCGGUCUAUCAAGCCACUCUCUCCUGCCUGUCAUUAUGCAUAUCUGAAGCCUUUCUUGAGUAACUAUAGCACCACUUAGCUACUUUAUGUCAGUGUCUGAGAAUGUUAUUUUGUCCAGUCUCCCUCUGUCCUGUGGUCUUCUCAGCUAGUACUUUUUAUAGGUAUCUACCCAUCCAGUAAUGUGAAAUGGAAUUUCCUCUCGUGCUGUGUUUUAACUAAAGUGUAAAUAAAUAGUAAUCACCAUAAUAUUUGUUAGUACUGCUUUACUGUGUAGUGAAGCUUUUAAGACAAAACACAGUGGGUGUGUUUGAGCAGUAAGCCUAACGAAGACGAUUGUAGAUGGAAGUCGGCAAGUGAAGUCAGAAGGUGCAUCUUCGACAGCCAAAAGUCGGACACUGUAGUGGUUUUCCAACAGCAAGGCUCAGACCAACAGGGCAGUGUCAACAAAGCUGCUAUUAUUUAUAAAUGUUUUUCUGUAUAAAUGUCGAAUAAUUUUAUACCCCCAUAUCACACACUCACAAACUGAAAACAUAACGGGGCCAAACUUGCGAACAUUAGAAACCGUUUAAAUGUAAACAGUUUCUCUGUCUAAAAAUGUGCAUCAGCCAGUUAAAAUCGUCGAACGCUACAUUGUAGCUGGUCCCAUCAGAUAAUCUGGCACACGUUAGCCCUAUGCUAACCUCACCAGAUGACUGUGAUUAUUUCCUGUAACAAAAUUCCGCAUCAGCCUAUCAAAGAUCUUAGACUUUAUAUCCACCAACCAAUUGCAUUUAUUAAAAUCAACCCUGGCCACCAGAGGGAUAUUUUAAACCUUCAAAUUCAAGAUUUACUGUUGUUAAAUUGGUCUGUAACAAAAUGUUUUGUGCCAAUAUUGCAUUUAGGCAUACUUGGAUAGGCUAUUAGUACUAACGUUAGACAAAAUGUUCACGUUUUCGCCUAUCAGCUUGACACACAUUCAUGUGCUUUCACAGCAAUAAAGACGUAGGAGGAUUAUACAACAUGCACGUUUUAUAUUCGUAAAUUGUUUUUACAAAAAUAAGUCUGAUGCUCGUGGUCUUGUUAAAUACACUACAUGACCAAAAGUAUGUGGACAGCUGCUCGUCGAACAUCUCAUUCCAAAAUCAUGGGCAUUAAUAUGGAGUUGGUCCCCCCUUUGCUGCUAUAACUGCCUCCACUCUUCUGGGAAGGCUUUCCACUAGAUGUUGGAACAUUGCUGCACGGACUUGAUCCAUUCAGCCAUAAGAGCAUUAGUGAAGUCGGGCACUGAUGUUUGGCGAUUAUGCCUGGCUCGCAGUCGGCAUUCCAAUUCAUUCCAAAGGUAUUUGAUGAGGUUGAGGUCAGGGCUCUGUGCAGGCCAGUCAAGUUCUUCCGCACCGAUCUCGACAAACCAUUUCUGUAUGGAUCUCGCUUUGUGCCCGGGGGCAUUGUAUGAAAAAAAAAAAAUGAUGCACUCACUAUAACUGUAAGUCGCUCUGGAUAAGAGCGUCUGCUAAAUGACUAAAAUGUAAAUUGUCAUGCUGAAACAGGAAAGGGCCUUCCCCAAACUGUUGCUACAAAGUUGGAAGCACAGAAUUGUCUGUAAUGUCAUUGUGUGCUGUAGCGUUAAGAUUUCCCUUCCCUGCAACUAAGGGGCCUAGCCCGAACCAUGAAAAACAGUCCCAGACCAUUAUUCCUCCUCUACCAAACUUUACAGUUGGCACUAUGCAUUGGGGCAGGUAGCGUUCUCCUGGCAUCCGCCAAACCCAGAUUCGUCCGUCAGACUGCCAGAUGGUGAAGUGUGAUUCAUCACUCUAGAGAACGCGUUUCCACUGCUCCAGAGUCCAAUGGCGGUGAGCUUUACACCACUCCAGCCGAUGCUUGGCAUUGGUGAUCUUAGGCUUGUGUGUGGCUGCUCGGCCAUGGAAACCCAUUUCAUGAAGCUCCAGACGAACAGUUCUUGUGCUGACGUUGCUUCCAGAGGCAGUUUGGAACUCGGUAGUGAGUGUUGCAACCGAGGACAGACGAUUUUUACGCGCUUCAGCACUCGGCGGUCCCGUUCUGUGAGCUUGUGUGGCCUACCACUUCACGGCUGAGCCGUUGUUGCUCCUAGACGCUUCCACUUCACAAUAAUAGCACUUACAGUUGACUGGGGCAGCUCUAGCAGGGCAGAAAUCUGACGAACUGACUUGUUGGAAAGGAAGCAUUCUAUGACGGUGCCACGUUGAAAGUAACGGAGCUCUUCAGCAAGGCCCUUCUACAGCUAAUGUUUGUCUAUGGAGAUUGCAUGGCUGUGUGCUCAAUUUUAUACACCUGUCAGCAACGGGUGUGGCUGAAAUAACUGAAUCCACUGAUUUGAAGGGGUGUCCACAUAGUUUUGUGUAUAUUUAGUGUAGCUGUAAUUUUAGCUUUACUGCUAUCAUUAAUUGGUGGCGUGAUCCACUAAGGUAGUAAGGCCAGCGACGGCAAGGUACGGUGGCCGUGAAUUUCCCCGUGGGGAAGGUUUUUUGAGGAAAAAAAACUCCACUGUUGGUGCUCAAGUCAGAUAACGCAUAUGUGACAAAGUAGAUGAUUUAUAAAAACGCAUAUAAAACAUUGUACAGUGUAGCCUAUAUGCCUUACACAAUCAGUACAGUACAGUGUAGCCUAUAUGCCUUACACAAUCAGUACAGUACAGUGUAGCCUAUAUGCCUUACACAAUCAGUACAGUACAGUGUAGCCUAUAUGCCUUACACAAUCAGUACAGUACAGUGUAGCCUAUAUGCCUUACACAAUCAGUACAGUACAGUGUACCUAUAUGCCUUACACAAUCAGUACAGUACAGUGUAGCCUAUAUGCCUUACACAAUCAGUACAGUACAGUGUAGCCUAUAUGCCUUACACAAUCAGUACAGUACAGUGUAGCCUAUAUGCCUUACACAAUCAGUACAGUACAGUGUAGCCUAUAUGCCUUACACAAUCAGUACAGUACAGUGUAGCCUAUAUGCCUUACACAAUCAAGGUGAAACACUUGAGCAACGAGGCAAGCAAUGACAUGCUGUAAAAGAUGUGCUGGCUAAACAGCGUUUGCUGUUGAAUUAAUACAUUUAAAUACAGUUUUUUGUUAUUUUUCAUUGCAUUAUUUGCAGUUGUCACUAUGACAAUGAAGACAGCCUGAAAGCACUGAAUGAUCUUGUGUUACCACUUUAUUAAUAGGCCUACAGCAUGCAGUAGGAUGUGUUGAUCAGUUGAUUGACAGGUGUACUGUAGAACGAUAAACAUUGAACUUUCCUCUAGUGUGGAUGCUCGCCAAUGUGGGUUCGAGUCUGGACUCGCGAUAAACUUCUUUUAAAAAACGUAACACUAUUACUGCAAUACUGCCAUCUGUAGGAUGAUAACGAGAGUGCUUGACUUUGUUAAGGAUGCUCUUAUAGAAAAGUGUUUGUUCACCACCAUCUAUGUCAACAUUUGUAAUUGGCUGAUGUAGAACUUGUUUCAGGAAAUCAUCACUGUCAUCUGGUGAGGUUAGCAUAGGGCAAAGGGCUAACGUGUGGCAGGUUAUCUGAUGGAACCAGCUACAAUGUAGUGUACUAUCAUGUAAAUCGACAAUUGUAAUUGGCUGAUGUGUAUUUUGAGACGGGUCAAACAAAAACAUCCUAAUGAUUGGUUGAUACAUAGUGCCUCACACAAUGCAGGUGAGAAGCAAGUGCAGCAACUUGUAGGCGACUUCAUCAAACACUGCAUGACCUUUGAUCACAUGAUUUUUGUAAAGUUCAUGCAGUCGACAUGGCGUAUAAGUCUGACCAUUUUAAAAACCAUAACGCAACACACUUUGAAAGGACUUGAAAAAAGUGAUCCACUCUAACAUGCGCAAUGAGUGUGGUCCACCUCAGUGGAUCUGUGCUGCCCUCUGGUAGCUGAAUAUGGUAGUUUCACAGCUUCUGAUUACUGUGGCGCUUGACUUUCUGUUAGCACUCUGGUUCAUUAAGAUAAUGGGAAAUGUAAUUCAAAAGACAGUUAGGUGAAUUUAAGUUUAAACUCUUUGCUAUGCUGGGCUUUUGGCACUAGUUUGGGUGAUGCUUGCUUUCGGAUCUGUUCUGGAUUUUUCUGAUUUUCUAUGUGUGUCAGUACUAUAUCAGUAUUCUACUGCAACUUUUUCCUUUUGUUGUUUUUUGUUUUUCCUUCCAUUUUUUUUGCUCCUUGGUCUAUCAGAUUGAAAUGGCGAUUGAGACGCUCCAAAAGACUGAAGGUUUAUCCAGUCAGAGAAGCUCGCUGCUCAACAGCCAUGUAAGUCGCCACUCUAAACGCCUCGCCUGCCUGCCCUGUAUAGCUGUGCUCAUUCUCUAGUACCUCCCAGAUCUAGCUCUUAGCCCCUCCCUCUCCUUCUCUCUGGUGGUGGGGGGUGCUUCCUAUGCUCAGAUUUUAAUUUUUCGCUGCUUUAGUUAAUUGUGCUUUUAAUGCUAGGGAAGGGGGGUGUUAAUAUUUACAGACAAGUGGGGGUGAAACAUGCAUCUGCUGUGGAUUACAGAGCGCUGUAGUGACAUACAUGUGUGUAAUUGACAUAAUAUCUUCUCUCCCCCACAGCUGCAAUGGCUACUGGAUAACUAUGAGACUGCGGAAGGGGUGAGUCUGCCUCGCUCCACCCUCUACAACCACUACUUGCGCCACUGCCAGGAGCAGAAAUUGGACCCGGUCAACGCCGCCUCCUUCGGCAAACUCAUCCGCUCGAUCUUCAUGGGGCUACGCACGCGACGCCUCGGCACA
Messenger RNA from Coregonus sp. 'balchen', 5038 nucleotides. The record is from the annotation of a GenBank genome assembly. Lineage: Eukaryota; Metazoa; Chordata; Actinopteri; Salmoniformes; Salmonidae.